This is a messenger RNA of Amaranthus tricolor (Joseph's coat), 495 nucleotides long. RefSeq lists its product as uncharacterized. Bases 1 to 495 code for a protein of 164 amino acids. Lineage: Eukaryota; Viridiplantae; Streptophyta; Magnoliopsida; Caryophyllales; Amaranthaceae. The transcript has 3 exons. The record is from RefSeq and is a predicted model, not a curated record.
AUGGGGGUAAAUUCCAGGAAGCCAAAAGUAGCAUUAUGUAUGUUGGAGGUUUGGGUAAAAUGUUUCCAUAAUUGUUUGUCCAUAGAACACUUGAUGAACUUAGCUGUUAAAAGCAAUGGGGAUAGAGGGGUAGAUGGAUGGGGAAGACCAAGAAAGGAUAGGGCAAACUCAUCAAUAGUCCAUGAGAAUGUUGCAGAAAGUGCAGCUCAGCCAACAAGAACAGGGAGAAAUGAAAGGUCAAUUCAUAGCAGUAUUGGGUCCAUAGGGGGAAGAUCCGGAACUGUAAGGUCUAGAGGUGGAAAAGGAGAAAUCGAAAGUCUCAAACUCAUUUGCUCGAGCAAGUUGGAGGAGCAAGUUCAAGCACUCAGACUUAUUCAUAAACUAUAUCUCAACCAACUUAAGCAUCAACCGCAAAUAAUGUUAUUACCUAGCAUAUCAGCUAAUUUAUGUAUUGUUGAACCAAUGAUUAAUUAUGUAAUGUUUAUGUAUUGUUGA